AUGCAAUUCAAGAAGGUCUUCGCCAUUUCAGCUGUCGCUGCUGUAGCUUUAGCUGCUAAUUCCAAUAACAACUCCACUUUAACUACUGCUACCCCACACGUUACCAAGGCUUGUUCUUUCUCCGACUUCACUGCCACUGCUUCAAGCGAUGUUGCUCAAGUUGCUGCCUGUGCCACCGCUGUUGGUGACAUUACCAUUUACGGUAAUGCCUUCGGUGCUAUUGACUUAACCGGUUUAGAACAAGUUUUCGGUGAUUUAUCUGUCAUUAACGCUACCCAAGCUGGAACUGUUAACGCCCCAACCUUACAAUUAGUUUCUGGUAAGUUAGAACUUAACGCCAACACCAUCUUAUCCAACUUGAACUUAGCACAAUUAACCACUGUUGGUACUUUAAACUUCAACGCUUUACCAGCUUUACAAACUGCUGGUUUAACCGCUGGUAUCACUUCGGCUGAUUCCGUUAUUAUCUCCGAUACUGGUUUAAACUCAUUAACUGGUAUCAAUGUUUUCAAAUUACAAACUUUCAACGUUAACAACAAUGAUCAAAUUGAAACUAUUGAUUCUGGCUUAAUUGAAGUUACUGACACUCUUGAUAUUUCCUAUAAUGCUGAGAAGGUCGAUGUUAUCUUGAACCAAUUAAAGGGAGCCAACAACUUCAUCUUACAAUCCGUUAACUCUGUUCAAGCUCCAAACUUGACUGCUACUAACGGUACCCUUGCUAUUUCAUCUUCUUCCGUUGACAAGAUUCAAUUCAAGAACUUACAAACCAUUGGUAAGUCUUUAGUCAUCAAUGACAACGCUGACUUAGAAGAAAUUGACUUCCCUCAAUUAACUUCUAUUGGUGGUGCUUUACAAAUCACCGACAAUGACGACUUAAGCUCCUUCGAUGGUUUCCCUGAAUUAGAAACCAUUGGUGGUUCCGUUAACAUGUCUGGUACUUUCAACAACGGUACUUUCGAGUCUUUAAAGAGAGUUGCUGGUGGUUUCGUCUUAAAGACUGAUGGUGACUUAUCUUGUCAAGCUUUCAACAAAUUGAACAGUAACGGUGAAGUCAAGGGUGACAAAUUCCAAUGUGAAGACAAAGUCACCACCACUUCUUCAUCCUCCAACAAGGGUAACUCCCAAGCCACUGGCUCUUCCGGUGACUCUUCCGAAUCUGGUUCAUCUACUACUUCCAAGAAGAACGAUGCUUCAUCCAACGCUGGUAAAUUAGCUUCCGUAGUUGCUGCUUUCGCCGCUUUCGGUGUUGCUUUAUUCUAA
This is a messenger RNA of Hemisphaericaspora subhashii, 1260 nucleotides long. It is a transcript of the gene ECM33, whose product is annotated as Ecm33p. The record is from RefSeq and is a predicted model, not a curated record. Gene Ontology annotation, cellular component: plasma membrane; fungal-type cell wall. NCBI's taxonomy places the organism in Eukaryota, Fungi, Ascomycota, Pichiomycetes, Serinales, Debaryomycetaceae. Gene Ontology annotation, biological process: fungal-type cell wall organization. The transcript is spliced from 2 exons. The coding region runs from base 1 to 1260 and encodes 419 amino acids.